CGGCUCAACGUGGGGGGCACGGUGUUCCUCACCACCCGGCAGACGCUGUGCCGCGAGCAGAAGUCCUUCCUCAGCCGCCUGUGCCAGGGGGAAGAGCUGCAGUCAGACCGGGAUGAGACUGGGGCCUACCUCAUUGACCGUGACCCCACCUACUUCGGGCCCAUCCUGAACUUCCUCCGGCAUGGCAAGCUGGUGCUGGACAAGGACAUGGCCGAGGAGGGGGUCCUGGAGGAGGCAGAGUUCUACAACAUCGGCCCGCUGAUCCGCAUCAUCAAAGACCGGAUGGAGGAGAAGGACUACACUGUCACCCAGGUCCCGCCCAAGCACGUGUACCGCGUGCUGCAGUGCCAGGAGGAGGAGCUCACGCAGAUGGUGUCCACCAUGUCCGACGGCUGGCGCUUCGAGCAGCUGGUGAACAUCAGCUCCUCCUACAACUACGGCAGCGAGGACCAGGCCGAGUUCCUGUGCGUGGUGUCCAAGGAACUGCACGGCUGCCCGCACGGGCUGAGCUCGGAGUCCGGCCGCAAAGCCAAGAGCGCGGAGGAGCAGCUGGAGGAGCAGCAGCAGCAGGAGGAGGAGGUGGAGGUGGAGGUGGAGCAGGUGCAGGUGGAGGCAGAUAUCCCGGAGAAAGGUCCCCGUCUGCGCCCUCUCAGACCUGAGGCUGCGCCCGCAGUGAGGGCUUCUCCUUGGCCCCUCGCCCGCCCCCAGAGCUGCCGUCCUUGCUGUUACAAGCCAGAGGCGCCCGGAUGUGAGGCCCCAGAUCACCUCCAGGGACUUGGGGUUCCUAUCUGAAAUCCUUUAUUUUUGUACCAUGGGGUGGGCCCCCAGCCCCCAGGAGAGGAAGCCUUCUCCCUCCUGCCACCUCUGUCUACACCUGCCUCUGGGGGCCCAGUGGGGACCCGCCGGGACCUCUCAAAGCCUAAGGUGCCGGGCCCCGGAACCCCUGGGCAGGGGCUCCUGCCUGUGGCCGAAGUGCGGCGCCCCCAGCUGUGUCUCCCGGGGCCUGUGUCCCCUCCGCCCGAGCCCCAGCUGCGUGGGGGUGCCCCUCCUUCUGCCCCGGUCACAUCGCCUCCCUGAGCCUUAGUCCCCCUGUCUUGUCACAUGGGUCGACUUCCCACCCCACCUACCUCACAGGGUUGUUGUGAGGUUACUAGGAGAAGCGGCCCCAGAAAGCCCGGGGAGCGUCCAGGUGCCAGGCACAGGGCGCCCCCUCUGGAGGGUGGACCCAGCUCGCCCCAGGUGGAGAUUGAGGUCCGCGGAUGGAGGAUGGGGGUCUGGCCCUGCGAGGAGGAGGGGUGGCAGACAGCGGGGCCACUCGGGAACUUGUGCCCUGGGGAGAGUUGGGGCCGUCGGGCCGAGCGAGGGACCCUGCCUGUGUCCGUCGCUUCUCGGCUGUGUCCGUAGCCCCUCGUAAUAAAACCUGAGGAGAAACAGCC
Messenger RNA from Condylura cristata (star-nosed mole), 1436 nucleotides. RefSeq names its product potassium channel tetramerization domain containing 17 (gene KCTD17). Gene Ontology annotation, cellular component: cytoplasm; Cul3-RING ubiquitin ligase complex. Gene Ontology annotation, biological process: proteasome-mediated ubiquitin-dependent protein catabolic process; protein homooligomerization. Lineage: Eukaryota; Metazoa; Chordata; Mammalia; Eulipotyphla; Talpidae. The record is from RefSeq and is a predicted model, not a curated record. The transcript has 8 exons. The annotation marks the transcript as partial. Gene Ontology annotation, molecular function: cullin family protein binding.